This is a messenger RNA of Chelonoidis abingdonii (Abingdon island giant tortoise), 5133 nucleotides long. NCBI's taxonomy places the organism in Eukaryota, Metazoa, Chordata, Testudines, Testudinidae. The record is from RefSeq and is a predicted model, not a curated record.
UGUUUACAGCCUGGGCUUGUUGCAUUCAGGAGGGACACAAAGUCUCCAGCUGCCCCAGCCUCUCACCUUUGAGGUGCAGUGGCCAGGCACAGGCCUGUCUGCAGUGGGCUGGAGGAGGGGACCCAGCCCUGGACAGAGAGGGCAGGAGAGAAGCUGCCAGCUUUGCUGCUCACUGGCUCCCACUCAGGGAGUGUGUGGGGCAGCUCCCAUCGCUGCAGUGGGGCUGGCGGUACCAUGGGGCAGAGUGGCACGGAGAUGCCCUUGCUCCGGGAGGCCAUGUAGACUCUUCUUCUGGAUGUGACCAGCUUGCAGGCUCCCCUAGCAGAGCUGUUCAUUCACAGGUGCUCCCACCCUCACCCUUUGGCCAGGUGCGGUGUGGAAGAGGAGGGGGGCAAUGUUACCUGGGAUCUAAAGGGUGCUGACCUGGUGAUGCUGGAAGCUCCUGCUGCUGCCGCCUUAGCCCAGUCCUGGGAGACGCGCUGCCUGCCUGUGGGAUCAAGUCAUGUUGGCCCUGGAGCUGCCCCUCGUCCUGCUGCUGCUGGCUCUUCCGGGGGCUGGUGCUUUCCCCGAGGCCUUGGCUGCCAAGAACAUCUCCCAGAAGGAGGCCGAGUUUGACAAAAACUACACGGACUUUGUGAACAGCGAGCUACUGAACAUCUACACCUUCAACCACACCGUGAUGAGGAACAGGACGGAGGGUGUCCGGGUGACGGUGAAUGUGUUGUCUGAGCAGAAGGAGACGCCAGUUCUCUUUGUGGUGAGGCAGAAGGAGGCGGUGGUGUCGUUUCAGGUGCCGCUGAUCCUCAGGGGUCUGUUCCAGAGGAAGUACCUGUACCAGAAUGUGAGCCGCACACUGUGCCAGCCCCCGACCAAGAGUGAGUCAGAGACGCAGUUCUUCUAUGUGGAUGUGUCGACGCUGUCUGCGAGGAACGCCUCCUACCAGCUGCGGGUCACCCGUGUGGAGAACUUCGUGCUACGGACGAGCGAGCGGUUCAGCUUUAAUGCCACAGCAGCCCAGCCGCAGUAUUUUAAGUAUGUGUUCCCGGAGGGUGUGGACUCGGUGAUCGUGAAGGUGACCUCACGCAUGGCCUUCCCUUGCUCCGUCAUCUCCGUCCAGGACAUCCUGUGCCCCGUCUAUGACCUGGACAACAACGUGGCCUUCAUCGGGACGUACCAGACCAUGACGAAGAAGGCAGCCAUCACGGUGCAGAAGAAGGAUUUCCCCAGCAACAGCUUCUACGUCGUGGUGGUGGUGAAAACGGAAGAUGAGGCCUGUGGAGGGCCCCUGCCUUACUACCCCCUCACCAAAGAUGAACCAGUAGAUCAAGGCAGUCGGCAGAAGGCGCUGGACGUGAUGGUGUCACCUGCUAUUACCUCGGAGGUCUACGUCAGUGCCAUGCUCUUCUGCCUGGGGAUCUUCCUCUCCUUCUACCUGCUGACACUGCUCAUCGCCUGCUGUGAGACCUGGAGACAACAGAAGAAGAGAAAAAGGCUCCUGGCUGCCAUGGACACGCCCACCACAGACACAGCGUCUUUACUGAGGCAUCCGCGCAUCACCCCGGACUCCCUCCUGGGUCACCCUCCCUACCACGGCUACGGCUACGGCUCUUUGGAGAACAGUUCCACCCUGAGCACAGAGGGCAUCACGGAGAGCAUGGGCUCCACGGACAUCUCCUCUGGGUACACAGGGCUGGACCGCUUCAAGCGACGCAUCCCCUCCAGCCAGAUGAGGCACCUGUGCAUUGCUAUGGAGCGCUCCCUGGAGAACGUGGCCAGCCGGCCCCGCCUGGACUCCCUCAGCUCGGUGGAGGAGGACGACUACGACACGCUGGCGGACAUAGACUCUGACAAGAACGUCAUCCGGACCAAGCAAUACCUCUACGUGGCAGACCUGGCCCGGAAGGACAAGCGUGUCCUGCGGAAGAAAUACCAGAUCUACUUCUGGAAUAUUGCCACCAUCGCUGUGUUCUACGCCCUCCCUGUCGUACAGCUGGUCAUCACCUACCAGACGGUGGUGAAUGUGACAGGGAAUCAGGACAUUUGCUACUAUAACUUCCUGUGCGCCCACCCCCUGGGAAACCUCAGUGCUUUCAACAACAUCCUCAGCAACCUGGGGUACGUGCUGCUGGGCCUGCUCUUCCUGCUCAUCAUCCUGCAGAGAGAGAUCAACUAUAACCGGGCGCUGAUGCGCAACGACAUGCAGGCCUUGGAGUGUGGCAUCCCCAAGCACUUUGGCCUGUUCUACGCCAUGGGCACGGCGCUCAUGAUGGAGGGGCUGCUCAGCGCCUGCUACCAUGUCUGCCCCAACUACACCAACUUCCAGUUCGACACUUCCUUCAUGUACAUGAUCGCGGGACUCUGCAUGCUGAAGCUGUAUCAGAAACGGCACCCGGACAUAAAUGCCAGCGCGUACAGUGCCUACGCCUGCCUGGCUAUCGUCAUCUUCUUCUCCGUCAUCGGCGUGGUCUUUGGCAAAGGGAAUAUGAUGUUCUGGAUUUUCUUCUCCAUCAUCCACAUCAUCGCCACCCUGCUGCUGAGCACGCAGCUCUACUACAUGGGCCGCUGGAAAUUCGACUCCGGGAUACUGCGCAGAAUCGUGCACAUGCUGUACACAGAUUGCAUCCGCCAGUGCAGUGGGCCCAUGUACGUGGAUCGAAUGGUGCUGCUGGUCAUGGGCAACAUCAUCAACUGGUCGCUCGCUGCCUAUGGACUCAUCGUCCAACCCAACGACUUUGCCUCCUACCUGCUGGCCAUCGGCAUCUGCAACCUGCUGCUCUACUUCGCGUUCUACAUAAUCAUGAAGAAAACGCCGGCCGAGUCCCGGCAGCACAACAGAGACUGCAUCCUGCUCAGCUUCUUUGAUGACCAUGACAUCUGGCACUUCCUCUCCUCCAUCGCCAUGUUUGGCUCCUUCUUGGUGUUGCUGACGCUGGACGAUGACCUGGACUGCAUCCAACGGGACAAAAUCUAUGUCUUCUAGGCCCUUUCCCAUAACACCACCUGGCCUGUGGUUUGUAAGUCGGGGCCUCCACCCUGCCCAGGUGCUGCCUUCAGCCCUGCUCUCCAAUGUAGUGGACGCCUGUAGUGGGCAGCUCAGGAGGACAUGGCAAAGCAUCCCAGACGUAGGGGCUUCUCCAGAGGUGGGACUUGUGUUCAUACCCCCCCCCCACCUGUGUGCCAGGGUGUUGUCCAACCCUCAGACGGCGCCUUGCCAAGCCGAGCCUGUCACCUCCUUGCUUGAGCUGCUCAAGGGGCUGCAGGGCAGGCCCAACGCACCCACCUGCCGCCACGUGGCUUUCAGAGAUGGGUGAGGAUGGUGCGAGGCCUGGUCAGACUCAGCAGAAGCCAUUGCCCCUUGCCUUGCUGGGGCUACUGGUCCUGCAGAGUCAUGGGGGUGGCUCCAGGUUCCCAGCCCAGUAAGUGGUGGGUUCUCAGUGCACUGCCAUUGUCCCAUCUCUGUCCCCACCACAGUGCCAUGCCAAGACGGACUGCCAUGGGGACCUCUGCCUAACAGGCCUGGCUCCUCCUCAGCCAGCCAGCUUCUCCCAUAGCUCGGGGGCCAGCGGGGCAGGGAACCUCUCAGAGCAAACAGCAGGCAAGUUAGAAAACACUCCCUCUGCCUGAAAAUCACAUUGACCGAGUACUGGCCAGGGCACUGGGGGAGCAACGUUGCAUCCCCUGCAAAGAGGAUAUUCAGCCCUCUCCCAUUCCGCCAGUGGAGCACAGCACCCAGUGAAACCUGCCUGGUGCACAGCCCAGGGACUGGCCUGCUCAGCUGUGCAGUUCAGUCGGUCUCCCCGUAGGCUGCUGCCGAGCUGGGCAGCUCCUCUCAGGCCUGGCUGUUCAGUGAGAGAGCCCAUCCUUGGCAUAUGUGUUCCUGUCUAGGCUGAGAACAGGGCCUUCCUCUCUGCAGGCUCACUGGGUCCCCCCUGCCUCCCAUCACCCCCCUAUCCCAGCGUCUGGUCCAGGGGAGGGAGCCGCUGCCCCCACCGGUCUGUAUGGCCUCCCUGCGGAUAGAGCAGGGGGCAGCAGAAGCCCUCCUUGACCCUACUGCAGGCUCCGAGGGCUGGCAACAGUGCAAAGGUGAUUGUGAAAUAUGGGGCUCUCGCUGUCGUUCCAGCACUGUUCUCCCCGGCCUCACGAGCUGUGAGGCAGACCCAGAAGGGAGUUCCCAGCCCUAGUGCCCUGGGGCUGUAGCUACCAUCCCUGCUGUCUUCACUGGUGUUCUGUGUGCUCCCCUCAACCCAGGCUAUAACCAGUGUUACAGACCAUGGGCACCUCUGCUCCAGAGCUGGGAGAUGGGCUGUCUGGUUUCCAAGGAACAUGACUCUUGUAAAUGUGCUGCUGCUGCUAUCAUUCUUACAACUGUGGCCUUUCCCGAGGAUGAAGGGUGCCAUUCACACCUCUUGCCAAUGUGAGGCUGUCCCAUGGGUGCAGCACCUCCAAACCGUCCCCCAGGCAGAGGCUCCUCCGAGAGGCGGGAGAGCAGCCAGGGGCAGUUGCAUCUCUGUUCUAGAAGCACAUGGGCGCAUGACUGUCUUCAGUGCCUAAUUUUUAUUAUUUUAUUUAAAUUUUUGCAGGGAGAUCUAUGUCCAGUCUAACUGUGUCUAGUUCCUCCCCCUGCUAAGGACUUGUGGGGUCUUGGACUCCCGCUGGCUAAUGUGUACUUAAGGUGGGGCGUCAAAACACACAUCUGUGUCAAGGUUGUCAUUAAGCAACUUUCUUUGGUAGCCCACUGGCUGUUUACAUUGCAAGUUUGAGCUUGUAUUCUCAUUUUACAAUUCUUUGGGUUUAGCUCAAAUUUGGAUCCACUCUGGGACUCUGUCCUCUUUGUUCUGGCCACAUAACAUAUCAGAUGGUUCUGUGGUGCAUGACCCAGGGUGCCUUGGUUACACAACAAAAGGCUAAGAAUGGUGCUUUCUCAGUCAUCCCAGGGAAAGAUGCCCUCUUCCCACUCCACAAGGAGGGUCAUGGCGCUGGAAUGUCCAUAGUUUUCUGAUUUCUUAAAUGCAUUGACAAUAUUUUGACUUUGCAGGUACACUGUUAUUAAGCCAAGUUGCACCAUGUUUUCUAAGAAUGGUUUGGCCAUCAAAUGAAGAGAAUUAAACAAUAGAAAAAUUGAUCUGCACUUUA